AUGAGUCGGACGCCAUUUUGUUUUAAAAACGUGAAAACUUGUGAGUUGGAAGAAAAAACGUCCUCAAAAUACCUCACUUUAUAACCCUUUCAAGGCUCUUCGAAACAUCCUACUUCAUAUUUAUGUAAAUUCUUUGUUACAUUUAUAUUCAAGAUGCCUAAUAUCAAGUUACAAAGCUCAGACGGUGAGAUAUUUGAAGUGGAUGUUGAAAUCGCAAAACAAUCUGUCACUAUUAAAACUAUGUUAGAAGAUCUUGGGAUGGAUGAAGAUGAUGAUGAUGCAGUCCCUUUACCAAAUGUUAAUGCUGCUAUCCUAAAAAAGGUGAUUCAAUGGGCGACCCACCACAAAGAUGACCCACCUCCCCCGGACGAUGAUGAAAACAAAGAAAAGAGAACAGAUGACAUAGAUCCAUGGGAUCAAGAGUUCCUUAAGGUUGACCAGGGAACUCUAUUUGAAUUGAUAUUGGCUGCAAACUAUCUCGAUAUCAAGGGGUUACUAGAUGUUACAUGUAAAACUGUAGCUAAUAUGAUUAAAGGUAAGACACCAGAAGAAAUCAGAAAGACCUUUAACAUCAAAAAUGACUUCACUCCAGAAGAAGAAGAACAGGUGCGGAAAGAGAAUGAAUGGUGUGAAGAGAAGUAGUUGUACAGAACAAGCCUUGGGAAGCCAGACCCUUGUAGUAUCUUUUGGUUAUUAUUUCUUUUUUUUCAUCCUUUUCUUCAACUCACAUCUUAAUUUGAACCGUGUUUUUCUAAAUGAAAUCUUAGAAAGUUUGCUUUUCAUUUGUGGAAUAAAAAUGUUACUUUCCUUUACAGUAACAUUAACAUAUUAUUGUAACGACAUAUUAAAUAGUUGUCUAAUUGUAUAAUAUGAUGAACCAUUAAUUAAAAAAUGAUUGUUUACUACAAAUUAUGUAGUGCACAGCAUGGAUGCUGGUUUUUGGAUAACAGCUGGUAUCCUGCGUUUGAUAUGCUAUCAUUUACAGUGCUACUACUAUAACCAGGGUCAGCUAGACAUCAAGAGCCAAAUAAAUUGUAGGAUGAAUAAUAAUAAUAGUUUAUUAUUUGUAUUGCACAACUUAACAUGUUAAUAUGAUCAACUGCGCAUAAUACAAUACAAUACAUCCGAACUUUAGGUAGCGGAGCCAAUCAAAAACAAGCAGAAAACAAUAGCCACCAAAGAUAUCUUUUUAUCCUCACGAGAAAAUGACAACAGCUGUCUAGUUGUUUACACGUUGCAUCAGGGUCAAAUUACCAUUCUCAUGCAGUCUAGGUUUCUGAUUGGUUGGACAACACAAAGCUGGAAUGUAUUGUUUACAUUCUAGAUUUUAAUUGGUUCUCUUGUCGAAGUGGCCCUGGUUACAGUACUUGCACUGUAAAGGCAUGAUGUGAAUUAAUGAUGGACACAUUUUAUAACAUUGAAUAACUAUAUUACACAUGUUCUCCAUGUGACCAGUUGGAGCUCUCCAAAUGGUCACGUGAGUUAACCAAAAUUCAAAAACAUCAUCAAUCAUUAUUUUGGAGGUGCUAACAGUACCUACAAAAAAACAAUACUCAAGAGAAUGGAUGACGGGGGUCUAAAUGGAAAAUGUUAGGCCCUUAAUAAGCUUCCAUUGUUAAUACAUGUACCACCAAUUCAACAAAGCCAUCAUGUCUUUGCACUAUCAAUACUCUUGGGAGUUAAUAGCAGAAGUCUUUUAUGUCAUAAUCGUUUUGUUCUAUCAAUCAGCAUGGCUACCACUCUUAAAAAUGUAAAGGUAAUUUAUUUCACUUCGAUAACAUGGGGAGUGGUGGCCCAAAUCUCCUGAGCCAAGGGCUCAUGCUUAACACGCUCAAAGGUGCGCCCUCUACCCCCUCUUACUAUCAGUGCUCCUUUUUACGGGUAUUUAAAGCUAAUUAAAGUUACACAGAACAGAGAGCAGAAACAGAUGCAGAGUUCCUGAGGAUCAAACUAUGGACCUCUAGCUCUGAAGGCCACGCACUAACCAACUGAGCUACACCUGCUCCUGUUUUCUUCUGGUAGUAUUUAGAAAUGUUACUUAACAGUAAUAUGGAUCUCAUUACAAAACAAUACAAUGCGAUAAACUUUAUUUAAAGAGAGUGACAUAUUAACCCAGUGACUUAACUAACUUACGACCCUCAUUCGAACAAUGAAAGUUAUUGCUCCCAAGCCAAAACAAUUCAUUGUGGUAACAUUUGCCAACAUCGCCCUUUUUGGGAUGGGUAGCCUAGUCGUAAAAUACCUUCUUUUUUUUUUGUCCUGAUUCCUUCCUGACAAAAUGGAAAAAUUGUGCAAUAUUACCCAAGAUUCUUGGAAAUGGUUUUCACAGUACAUUAGUAGAUCUAUGUGAGUGUCUUUCAAAUCUUAGCAACUUAUUUUCACUCUGCUUUUAGAGUCUUAGAAGCUCAGGUGAAGUGCCCCACCCAGGUACCCCACUCUACCCUGCCCUCAGGAUCUUGUUGUCAUAUUUUUUUCCCAUUCUGGGCUGCUCCCAUUUUAUGCACUAUGCUAAUACAAAUAACUAAGGCCAUCAUAAAAACAGCAGAUACAUGUAUAAUAGUCAUAAUACACUGUUUCACCAAAUCCUUUUAGAAGCGGAUUUCCCGAAAUGCAAAGUCUUUACCUGUAAAUUAUAAAUGAAAUUCUAGAGAGAAAUACUUCAAUUUUGUUCACACUGCAGAAUUUUUUUCACUUGGCAGUUUAAGGUUAUUGCAUUACCAUUGUGAGAGGAAAUUCCAGUGUAACAUUAACACAUUUUGCAACAUUAAUGGCAACACUGUCUUGCAUAAACAAAUUGCAGAAAGUUUUUGGGGAGUUUGAUCUUUUCCAAGCAAUAUUUUGAAAUUUGUAUUUUUUGAACUUGGUCCUGGUGCUACACUUUUUCUGUGCAGAGCUUUCCUUCCAAACUAGUUCCCGUCACGGUUCCUCUAACAUCUUGAAUGAAUUAUGAUGAAAAACGAAACAAACGGUGGAUUUCUUGUUCUCACUGUUGAUUUUAAAACGUCACAGUAUCUGUCGUCUCAGCGGAUGUUAUAAAGUGCUUUCUCUUUUUCUCUACAACUUUUCUGUUUAGAUUAGCUUCGUUUGUUUAUAUGUGACUCGCCGUUCAUCUCUUUUCUAUGGUAAUUAUCAUAAUUAUUUUAUUCUAUAUGGCAGAGGGACCGAGAGGGGACUGUUCUAUUGUUAUGAAAAAGAGGGACCUAAAUUUAUUUCUUAGAAGCCUGAAAAGGUUAUUAUCCCACAACAGUUUGUCGAUAAGUAUUCCUUCUUAUUUUUAGUAUUGAUAUGAUAGUUAUCUUUCUGUUUACUGUCAAAAAGACGUCAAUCAAACUUGUAAUUUGUUAAAGUCAUUAGCGUUAACCUGGACCCAGAUGUAGAGUGCUCACACUAAAUCCGUGAAACAAAUACUAAUUUUUUGCACUAAAUAGUGAUAAUCAAACAAUAGAAAACAAAGGAUUCUGUAUGAAAUAGUACUAAUUAGUACUAUUUAAUGUUCACAGUUUUAGUGCGUGCACGCUAAUCAUAAAUUGUGUAGUUCCAGAAAAUAUUCACAAUUUCUGUGGCAUAAAUAGGUGGUGGUGUUCUAUAUAUCCUCCAUAUUCUCUACCAUCAGACAGGGAGAAUAAAAUGACUGAGUGUAACGUUAAAAUAGCAAUGAAGUUGUACUCAAGAUCCAAAUAAAUUGCUGUAAGUUUUAAACACCCACUAAAAGGACAUGGAAACAAUAGAAGAAAAUAGGAAA
Messenger RNA from Actinia tenebrosa (Australian red waratah sea anemone), 3742 nucleotides. RefSeq names its product S-phase kinase-associated protein 1. The record is from RefSeq and is a predicted model, not a curated record. Lineage: Eukaryota; Metazoa; Cnidaria; Anthozoa; Actiniaria; Actiniidae. Gene Ontology annotation, biological process: ubiquitin-dependent protein catabolic process.